This is a messenger RNA of Dinoponera quadriceps, 2086 nucleotides long. It is a transcript of the gene dare, whose product is annotated as NADPH:adrenodoxin oxidoreductase, mitochondrial. The transcript is spliced from 4 exons. The record is from RefSeq and is a predicted model, not a curated record. The coding region runs from base 536 to 1915 and encodes 459 amino acids. Lineage: Eukaryota; Metazoa; Arthropoda; Insecta; Hymenoptera; Formicidae. Gene Ontology annotation, cellular component: mitochondrion. Gene Ontology annotation, biological process: ubiquinone biosynthetic process.
UUUUUUUCUAUUUUGUAGGAUUAUUAUCUAGACAUGCGGUAGCAUUCCGCUUCAAGUAUAUAUAUAAUCAUGGUAAUUAAUUUUUAAUAGUUUUCUUCAAGAUUGACUUUCAACAUGCGUGACGAAGAAAUCUGAUUUUUCCUCUUAAUGAAAUCAAAGACAAUCAUUUCGCUAGUAUUUAAUUUAUAGUCCUUGGUAAUUUUUCAACAUUGCGAUGAUUUAACGACCGACGAAUAACGUACACUAAUAAAUAAUUCCAGAUUAUUUCUCUAACUGAAGCAUGUGUCGUACUUGUGGGUUGUAGUGGUUCUCAUGGCGUAGAUCAAACGGGAGCAAGCACGUCUCAGAAUACAUCUCAUGUUUGAAUGCAUAAUACCGUGACCGAGAUUCCGAUUUCGGACCUUUUUAAAAGAAACUAUUUUUUGUACGAAUCGCAGAACAACGUUAUGCGAGGUCUCGGCUGCAUACCCUUGUUUGAUAGAUAAAUCGCAGCUAAAAAUCUAACACACAUUUUAGAUCAACAUAAAUUGUGCCGAUGAGAUUCAACCUUAUAAUAAACUCCAUACGCAUGCUCUCCACUGAGCAGCGCAUACCGAAAGUAUGCAUUGUCGGAGCAGGUCCAGCAGGCUUUUACGCGGCUAAACAAUUGCUGAAGUUGAAUGACGUGAAAGUCGACAUACUGGAGAAACUACCGCUCCCCUUCGGUCUCGUGCGUUUCGGAGUUGCUCCGGAUCAUCCGGAAGUCAAGAACGUCAUUAACACUUUUCACAAAACGGCUAUUGAUCCGCGCGUGCACUUCUUAGGCAAUAUUAACAUCGGCGUAGAUGUCAGCGUCCCUCAACUACGUGAACUUUAUGAUGCUGUGUUACUGACCUUCGGGGCCCAAGAAGACCAACUGCUCGGUAUACCAGGUGAAAAUUUGAAGAAUGUUAUGUCAGGCCGGCGUUUUGUUGGUUGGUACAAUGGAGUACCAGCUGACAAGGAUCUAAAAAUAAAUUUGGAUACAGAGGAAGUAGUUGUCUUAGGUCAGGGUAAUGUAGCCGUGGACAUUACGAGGAUUCUUUUAACGCCAAUCGAUAAACUUAAGAAUACCGAUAUCACGUCUUAUGCAUUAGAACAGUUAUCUCAAAGCAGAGUACGAAAAGUCAGCAUGAUCGGACGAAGAGGACCGCUGCAGGUGGCGUUUACAAUCGCGGAGCUGCGUGAGCUCAUCAAACUGGAGAAUAUGAAGACUGUCUGGCGACCACAGGAUUUCACGGGCGUACAGGAGAUCGUGCCAACCUUGGCCAGACCACGGAAAAGACUGACAGAGCUUAUGCUGAAAUCUUUAGAAGAAUCAAAGGUUGAUUCGGCGCAUACCAAAGAAUUACACCCCAUCUUUCUACGAAGUCCACUGGAAUUUCUUGGUGCGGAUCACGUGAAGAGCAUCCGUCUGACCGUCAAUUGUCUACAAGGGGACACGAUGCAAAAUCAGAUGGCUAAGUCGACUGGCGAAAUCGAGGAGAUCGCAUGUGGUUUAGCUGUACGUAGCAUCGGCUAUAAAUCUUUGCGAAUCGAUAAUUCGAUUCCGUUCGACGUAAAGAAAGGACGUAUAGAAAACGUUGCCGGCAAAGUCGAGGGAAACCUCUAUAGUACCGGAUGGGCAGCGACCGGCCCGGUAGGCGUCAUCCUAUCGACCAUGACAAGUGCUUUUCAAGUCGGAAAAUUGAUCUGUAAGGAAUUGGAAGAGUCUACGAAAGAGAACAAGGCGGGGUCGGAUGGUCUACGAAAGAUUCUGGACUCCAAGGGUGUACAGGUCGUAUCUUACAGUGACUGGAAGAAGAUCGAUCAAGUUGAGUGCGAGCGGGGCAAGCAGUUAGGAAAACCGCGCGAAAAGAUCGUCGACAUAGCAGAAAUGUUGGAAAUAGCUGCGUAAUAAGCAACAUGAAAGAUAUUUGAAGAACUGUGACAUCUAUCAAUCCUCAAGUCUCCGUUCUAUUUGUAUAAUUUAGGAAUAAUUAUCGUAUCUUCGUUGAUAACGAACUAAUUGAAUAAUCUGGUUGAUCCAGUGCAUUUUUCCAUUAAAAAAGGGAGAAGAUAAUCAACA